AUGCAAUAUGGUGACCCGUUUGCUGGUGACUUAUUCAUGGCAAAUACCGCUCUACCUUAUUAUUCUAUAUAUAAUGCUCUUACUAAUCUGUUUGCGGAAACUCAGUUAAAUUAUCAACAUUGUCUGUUGACAAUUGGUUGUAAUACUGUUGCAAUUUUUAAGACUUCUGAAGGAACCUUUAAAGUAUUCGAUUCUCAUUCAAGAGAUUUAUAUGGGAUUCCACACCCUUUUGGAAAAUGCAUAUUAGCAUCUGUUGAUAGUAUAGAAAGCCUGGUGAUAUAUUUCCAGAGUACUGUACCUCCAGGUAAUGAAACACCCUUCGAAGUUAAAGGAGUAACUGUUCAGUUAAAUUGUGAUAUAACACAAAUAAGCGGACUUGCUUCAAGCGAAAGUGAAAAAGAGCAUGUAAAACAAAAAUGUUCAGAGUUAACUGAGAGUCAGAAACAAAGCAGACUGCAAAAUGCUAGAAAGUAUAAAAAAGCUAAGCAAGCAGCAGAAACUGAAACUGAGAAACAAACUAGACUUGGAAAUACUAGGGAGUAUCAAAAAGCAAAACGAGCUUCAGAAACUGAAGAUGAGAAACAAACUAGACUUGAAAAUGCUUCAGAGUAUCGAAAAGCAAAACAAGCUUCAGAAACUCAACAUGAGAAACAGAAAACACUUAAAAAUGCUAGGGAGUGUCAAAAAGCAAAACGAGCUUCAGAAACUGAACACGAGAAACAAACUAGACUUGAAAAUGCAAGGGAGUAUCGAAAAGCAAAACAAGCUUCAGAAACUGAACAUGAGAAACAAACUAGACUUGAAAAUGCAAGGGAGUAUCGAAAAGGAAAACAAGCUUCAGAAACUGAACAUGAGAAACAAACUAGACUUGAAAAUGCUAGGGAGUAUCGAAAAGCAAAACGAGCUUUUGAAACUGAUCAUGAGAAACAAACCAGAAUUGAAAAUGCUAGGGAAUAUCGAAAAACAAAACAAGCUUCUGAAAAGGAGAAACAAACUAGACUUGGGAAUGUUAGAAAUUAUUGAAAAGCAAACUAUAGUUGCCAGUGCUAAUCAGAACAAGAGAAAACGUUUGUGCGCUUCUACUCAAAUUAUAAAUCAGCAGGAUUAUUUAAACAAAUUUGACAUUGAAAAAGAUGGUAGUAUCCAUGAACAGAGUUGGGCAAAAAAUAACAUUAAUAAAUUUUCUAAAUCUAUUGAAUUCUUUAUUAAUCAAUGCACUAUAUGUCAAGAAGCAUGGCCACUGAACUCUACACCAAGGUCACCUGAUUGUUAUAUAUGCUCUCGAUGUGCUCGAGACACAAAAUCUCCUAGAAAGUUUUCACUUGAAAAUGCAAUGAUUCCUUCUCCAGUGCCAACCGAGUUACAAAAUUUAACUCAAGUAGAGGAAAUGUUGAUUGCUCGCGCUCUUCCUAUCAUGAGAGUUUACAUUAAGCCUGGUGGACAACGAGGUUACUCAGGUCAUUGUGUUAAUUUGCCACAAAAUGUUAAGGAACUUGCAACAUCAUUGCCAAGAUAUCCCAAAGAUUUGUCUGUGAUUAUUGUCAAAGUCAAGGGUAAAGAUAACUCAUUUAGAGAUGUUGCUGUGAGAAGAGAAAAAGUACAUAAUGCAUUAUUAUGGCUUGUGCAAAAUAAUCCUCAUUAUGCCAAAUUACAAAUUAAUGAACAUGCAUUAAACUCUUUACCUGAAAAUGGCAUUCCAGCAGAUCUCAUGACUGUUGAGACUGAAAAUGAAAUUAUCUCAAAUGAUGAUGUUAUGUCAGACUUAGGUCCACCUACUGAAAACCCUUCUGAAGAUAUAGUUUAUACCAACUCGACAGACAUGAAUAGUUUCUUGCCUGUUGGUGAACAGCAGGAACAAGAAAUAGAAGCAGUUAGAAAUCAGCUUUCUGCAAAUGAACCAAUGCCAUGGCCCACUAUUGAAAGUGAACCAUUGAAUGAAUAUCAGAUAUCACAUCUGGCCACUAUGGCUUUUCCAACAUUAUUUCCAGAUGGGAAAGGUGAUCCCACUAAUCAAAGUAUCUUGAGGAAUGUUCCUCUUCAAGAAAGAAUUAAUUGA
Messenger RNA from Paramuricea clavata, 2056 nucleotides. NCBI's taxonomy places the organism in Eukaryota, Metazoa, Cnidaria, Anthozoa, Malacalcyonacea, Plexauridae. The record is from the annotation of a GenBank genome assembly.